AUGUUAGCGGCAAGUGGCAUUGUGAUGGGAUGGGCUGCCACAUCUACCACAUCCAGAGGGGCAGUCACUAGUGAAAAUCGAUCUUCUAGCAAACGAAGCAAGGUGGGUAAUCACAUGGGGCAGUGGUACGAUCGCGAAGAGUGGGACGAUCACGAGGGACCGGACGAGUCUUCGCAGCGAUAA
Messenger RNA from Sphaeroforma arctica JP610, 183 nucleotides. RefSeq lists its product as hypothetical. Bases 1 to 183 code for a protein of 60 amino acids. The transcript has a single exon. The record is from RefSeq and is a predicted model, not a curated record. Lineage: Eukaryota; Ichthyosporea; Ichthyophonida.